CAAACACGGCUCUACGUGGACCACAGACCCGGCAGAAGAAACAGAAGAACAGAGAAACGUGUGAGUUUGACAACACAAAUAACAAAUGACUUUAUGUUCUCACAGUACAUCCAGCUCUAUUACUUCAAAAGAUCAACGUACAUUAAAUUAAAGAAUGAGCACACGGAAUGUUGGAUACGAGACUCCGCCCAUCUGUGACCUUUUGACCCUCCUGCUAACGAACCGUCGACCCUCCAGCGCUUAUAAUGAAGUCUGGCCCAACAUCUACAUCAGUGAUGCUGCGACAGCGAAAGACAAGACACUUCUAAGACAUCUAGUCACUCACAUCGUCAACGCCGCACACGGACCCGCUCACAUCGACACCGGAGCCGGUUUCUACACAGACACAAACAUAGAGUAUCACGGCGUGGAGGCACCAGACAGCAGACACUUUGACAUCGCACCGUUCUUCCUCCCAACAGCCAGUUUCAUUCAUGAAGCUCUGUCUCAGCAGAGAGAGGGGAAGGUCUUGGUUCAUUGUGCCAGAGGCGUGAGUCGUUCAGCGACACUAGUUCUGGCGUAUCUGAUGAUAUACGAAAAACUCACCAUCGCAGACGCCGUCAGUGUAGUUUGUGCCCACAGGAACAUUUUACCCAACGCUGGAUUCCUUCAACAGCUCCGUCAGCUGGACUCUAGCCUCAAUCUGCAGAGAAGAGAUCAGAUCUAUUAGUAUAAACAAAGAGGAAUCUUUAAUAACUCAUUUAAAGGAAUGAAUCACCCGAAAAUGAAAAUUUUCUGAAAAUGAGCUCAAGUUUGAGUUUGUUUCCUCAUUGGAACAGAUUUGGAGAAAUCAUGUUACAUCAGUAGAUGCUCUGCAGUGAAUGGGUGCCGUCGGAAUGAUAGUCCAAACAGCUGAUAAAAAUAAUCCAUAAAUAAUCCACACCACUUCCGUACAUCAAUUAACAAGUCAAUAUUCAAAACAAUGCUUCUUUAAUCAAAAUACAUAAAGAUAUUCGUUCAGGACUGUUUAUACAGUAGCUUGAUCUGUGCAGAUUUCUCUCCUGAUUCAAAACUAUUUUUUUUACUUGACAAAGCAAUAUUAUGGACAAGAAAAACACACACUAAGUGAUAUUUAUUCCAAUAGAGACAAAUACAUUAUUUCUAAUUAAUCCUGGAAAUUGUGUACGAGGUGUCCCAUUUUGGUGUCUUGUCUUUGUGCAAGAGUUUAGUACUAUAUGCAAAAAAAUCACAUGCAACAGCUUUAAAAAUAUAU
Messenger RNA from Carassius gibelio (silver crucian carp), 1252 nucleotides. RefSeq names its product dual specificity phosphatase 29-like. Gene Ontology annotation, biological process: protein dephosphorylation; negative regulation of MAPK cascade. The record is from RefSeq and is a predicted model, not a curated record. The transcript is spliced from 3 exons. Gene Ontology annotation, molecular function: protein tyrosine/serine/threonine phosphatase activity; MAP kinase phosphatase activity. Gene Ontology annotation, cellular component: cytoplasm. The coding region runs from base 155 to 709 and encodes 184 amino acids. NCBI's taxonomy places the organism in Eukaryota, Metazoa, Chordata, Actinopteri, Cypriniformes, Cyprinidae.